GUAGAGGUAUAAAAGUUGCUGAUCUGUAGUUCAGCUUCAACUUGAGGAGGAGGAACUGUUCAACUGAAAAGUUACAACCUCCACGGCUGCAUUCUUACACAUUUGUUGAAAAGAGAACGUGUAAAAGGUGUGCAUUCUGGUACCCUGCAGUCAAAAUGAAGAACCCUGUUCUCCUCUCUGCAGCCCUGCUGCUGCUGUUUUUUGUUGGGACAUCAGCUCAGGGUAACACUAACUUCAGAGUGCAGGUGAAUGUGCCACCCAGUGACAUUAAGACCUACAACACUUCUACUGCUUAUAGAGGAAGCCUCUUCGGUGGACUGACGAGACUGAAAUACUCAAACCAAGGCUUCAACUUUCAGUACAUACCAUAUGACGACUAUGGACCAUUCCUUCAGAGUGUAAAUGGUUUGGCAGGAAAUUCAUCAUACUACUGGCAACUGCUGAGUGGUAAAACCCCACUUAAUGUUGGUAUGGGAUGUUACCUUCCAACAGCAAAUGAAGUCGUCACCCUGAAAUACACGAAAAUUUAAGACCAUCUAAAGUCUUAUUGUUACUUAUGGUCAACCAAUACACUUUGAUCUUUGGCAAGUUGAGGUGAAUAAUUGACUUGUUGUGUCAUUUUUUUGCUUGGGAGUCUUUUAAUCAUAAAUCAGUAGCCUAUCACUGUCUUAGAUUCUUUUACUGGGUUUCUGUCAGACUUUAUGAAUUAAGAUUACAGCGUUAAUCUACAAUUCUGCCACAGUGUAGUAAUCUGAAGUAAGAGAAAACUCCAUCAGUCACAAGAGCAAUCAGUAAAACAUAUACAACACUUCCGUAUUAGUCAACUGAAGUUCUUGAAUUGUUUUUUAAUUUACUGCCUUUAUGGCAACUUUUAUUGUGUUUGAGAGUAAUUAAUAGUUUCUCAACUUGCCCCUGAGUGUCAUAAUUUUACAUUCAAAUUUCAUUUUUUGAGAGCUACAAGUGCUCUCAGUUUUACUCUAAAAAGAUGGUGUGGUUAUACAGUAGACUGCCCAGAGACUGCUGGCCAGCAAAAACAGCAAGGUGGGUCAGCUGCUGACUCCAUGUCAAAAUAGCUUCUUUAUCCUGCAAAUCAAGUUAUCAACAGCUUGCGAGUCAAAAGGCUUCUGAGAUUGACUGGGCUGCUGACCUCCACCUGGACACCAGCAGGUCUCAAGAUCAGCUGUGAAAUUAAAGCUAUUUUUAUACUUUUGGGGCUCCUAGAGGGGUGUGAGAGGGGCAAAAUAAGAUCAAAUUCAUUGUUGAAUCAUUUUUGUAUUAGUGCAUUUUUAUUGUUUAUUAAAAUGUUACUGAUUAUUAGUGUUAUCUUUUGCAGGCAUUAAAUAAAGCAUGUAACUUGUAG
Oreochromis aureus is the source of this 1360-nucleotide messenger RNA. RefSeq names its product cobalamin binding intrinsic factor-like. Bases 156 to 530 code for a protein of 124 amino acids. Gene Ontology annotation, molecular function: cobalamin binding. The record is from RefSeq and is a predicted model, not a curated record. Gene Ontology annotation, biological process: cobalamin transport. The transcript has 5 exons. Lineage: Eukaryota; Metazoa; Chordata; Actinopteri; Cichliformes; Cichlidae.